Mytilus californianus (California mussel) is the source of this 5277-nucleotide messenger RNA. RefSeq names its product scavenger receptor cysteine-rich domain superfamily protein-like. The coding region runs from base 92 to 4717 and encodes 1541 amino acids. The transcript is spliced from 13 exons. Gene Ontology annotation, cellular component: membrane. The record is from RefSeq and is a predicted model, not a curated record. Lineage: Eukaryota; Metazoa; Mollusca; Bivalvia; Mytilida; Mytilidae.
GUUUAAGUUGAACAAGUCUAAUUUUUAUAAAUAACGGUGAACAAACAGUUUAAACGUUGAAUGCAACAGAUAAUGUUUCAGGAAGUUAAAGAUGUCUUCCAUAUACGUGUGGAUAAUAUUCCUAGUUGAGGUUAAAUUUACCAGGUCUUCUGAACUUGUUAGGUUAAUACAAGCAAAUAACACAGGAGUAGUACAACUGAACCAUAAUGGAUCAUGGGUGAUUUUAUGUCUUGGACAAUCAGAAAACAAAGAAUCAAAGGUUAUAUGUCAAGAAUUAGGACAUGCUGAUGGUUUGGUUCUUCCAGUUGGUUCCUAUGGAGUAGUGAGUGGUGAUUAUUUCAAUGGUUAUAUCAAAUGUGACCAAGGAGAAGACAUUGGCAGUUGUUCAUUGGUAACGAUCGACAGUUGUAAGGGGGACUAUUUAGCUGUAUCUUGUUAUGACUCUGGAUCUGUUGUGAAUGGAACACACCUGAGUUUAAACAACAGCUUAUCAUAUGGUCAAUUAAAUUGGUUUGAAGAUAAAUUCCAAGCUACAGGACAAAUUUGUGCUUCAUCAUGGGGAAAAGAGGAGGCUGAGGUUGCCUGUCAUCAACUUGGUUAUGGAGGUGGACUACCAGCAGCAUACCCAAAGUCAAAUGAGCUACCUUUCCUUAUAAACUCAAUAAACUGUACAGGACAAGAACAAAACUUGGAUCACUGCAUCAGAACAGAAGAUUUUUGUGAAUCAGUAUUUAGUGCUGGAGUCAUUUGUUUUAAUACUUCAGGUUUAAAUGUCAGUAUAAGUGAUGGAGGAGUAGAUUUUGGCAGAGUAAACAUUGAAGUCGAUGGUAAAAUAGGCACUAUAUGUAAUAAAGAAUGGUCAACGAGAGAUGCUGAGGUUAUCUGUAGAUAUAUUGGUUUUGUUGCAGGCAGGAAAUGGAGUGGACCUUUUCCACCAGGCCAUGGACCUGUUUAUUUGUCAGACCUAAAGUGUACAGGGAGGGAAUCAUUGAUCACAGAUUGUCUGAGUUCAGGCUGGAGAAAUGUUAUUGAUGAAGAUUGUCUGGACCACAGUCAUGAUGCAGGAGUCUUGUGUUAUGGCAGUGUGCGCCUAUCUGGGGGAGAAACAAAUGACAAUGUGAAAAUGGGAAGAGUAGAGGUUUACCAAGGAAGACAAUGGACCAAUUUAUGUACGUCCAAAUUUGACCAAGAAGAUGCAACUGUUGUCUGCAGGCAACUUGGAUAUGCCAGAGCUAGAGUCCUUUCAUCUGGAAUAUUUGGACGAUCACCAUACUCAGGCUUUACAAUAGAUAUAAGUUGUUAUGGGAAUGAGACUGAUAUUUUAGAUUGUCCCCAUACAAUUGGAAACUGCAAAUAUUCAGAAUAUGCCAGUGUUGUAUGCAUCAAACAAAAUGUUACUGAUGAUUUCCAGAUUUACAUAGAUGAUGUUUACAAUGGAGAAGUGAGGGUUUUACAGUAUGGAAUUCGAGGAACAGUGUGUCAGGAUGGCUGGGAUGAUAAUGAUGCCAAAGUUAUCUGUCAUCAAAAUCGUUAUUUAGAUGGGCAAACAUUUGGAACAAUAAAGCUCCUUUCACAGAUUGAUCCUAUCUGGCUGACAUACAUUGAAUGUUUGGGAAAUGAAGCAUCAAUAUAUGAAUGUAGUUUUUCCAUGAAUCUUACAACACAAUGUUCUUCCAAUGUACAACCAGCUGGAGUUAUUUGCUACAACGGAACUGGUAUGGAUAUCAGACUUGUCGGAGGGAAUUCACCAUCUCAAGGUCGAGUGGAAGUAGCAAGAGAUGGAGUAUGGGGUACAAUCUGUGACAAUAAAUGGUCGCCGUAUGAUGCUAAUGUAGUUUGUCAGCAACUUGGUUUUGGUAAAGGUUCAAUACAGAUUUCAUCUUACCAUGGUCAUGGUACUGGAUCUGUGUUGAUGGAUAGUUUACAGUGUGAUGGCACUGCAUCUAAUAUAUUUGAUUGCCCAAACUUAGGUUGGGGAGUUUCUGCUUCAUCAUGUAAAGAUCACAGUAAAGAUGCUGGUGUCUCCUGCCUACCAUGGUUACAGUUAUCUCAGUUUUCUCCAUCCUAUGGUUAUCUUCAAGUGUGGAAAAGUGGAGCAAACCAGUAUGGUCUGGUAUGUGCUGAGGGUUUUGAUGAUGAAGCUGCUACUGUUGUCUGCAGGGAACUCACACAAUAUAAAUAUGGCAUCAGCCAUUGCUGUUCAGCCUAUGGAAAUUUAAGUAUACCAUUUGCGAUAAAUGAUGUGACAUGUACUGGCCAGGAAAGCUCUCUACAGAAUUGUACUUACAACACUGAUUUAUGUCAUAGUGGGACAUAUGCUUCUGUUAUCUGUACUAGUUAUAUCCCUACCCCUGGAUCAGCAAUAAGUUUCCAGAUAACUGGACCAGGAAAAGGAUUUAUAUCUUUAGAUUUUGCUGGCUACAGUGGUCUUAUCUGCUCUGAAGGAUUUGACAAUGAUGAUGCCACUGUUGUCUGUAGACAGAAAAUGUUUGCCUCUGGUAUUGCUUAUAAGCAUUACACAGGCACUUCACAGUUUACCUAUGCUCCAAGGUUGCUUAGCAACAUAAAUUGUAAUGGGACUGAGGCUUAUUUACACCAAUGUUACAAUCUGAACUGGGGAAAGAUUGGUUACUGUUCUACAGAAACUGCUGCAGGAGUCAUGUGUUCUACAAAUAGUUCUGCUUCUUUGGAUUUAAAGGUACGAUUGGUUAAUGGCUUUUUUAACAUGGAAGGGAGAGUUGAAAUAAUGAUUCUAAGAAAUUGGGGAACAAUAUGCACUAACUCAUUAACACAGGCUGAAGCACAGGUGAUAUGUAACGUGGCUGACUUCAAUAACACAAUAGGAAUUAUCAGAGAUUAUGGAAAUGGAGAGUUAUCUCCCUUAAUACAGUAUAUGAAAUGCUCUGGGUCUGCUAAAACUAUAACUGAUUGUGCUAUAGAACUUUCACCACCAAAUACAAUGUGUAAUGCCCUAGGAGUACUGUGUAGAACUGCACCUCCAGAUGAAGUUAAAGUAAGAUUGUCUGGUGGAAGAAACUCUUUGGAAGGUAGAGUUGAAGUUGAUGUAUAUGGAAUAUGGGGCACUAUAUGCUCAAGUUCUGUCACACAGACUGAGGCUAAAAUUGUCUGUCUUAUGAUUGGCUUCCCUGAUGGGACAACAGGAUCUGUAGCAUCAUAUGGUAAUGGAAGUCUGGAGCCGCAGCUUUCCAGUAUAAAAUGCUCUGGAUCAGAGAUUACGUUGGUAGAUUGCAAUUUGGAAGUAGCCUUGCCUUACACUGCAUGUAAUGCUCUGGGUGUCAUUUGUCAUAUUCCAGUUACUAAAACUACCAGUGUAGUAAGUAGUCCAAAACCAGAAGGUUUAAGUUCAACAGCUGACAUUUCAACUGUAAGUUCAACUCUCUCUCUUGAACCAGAAGGUUUAAGUUCAACAACUGACAUUUCAACAAUAAGUUCAACUCUUUCUACUGAAACAGAAGGGUUAAGUUCAACAACUGACAUUUCAACAGUAAGUUCUACUUUUACUCUUGAACCAGAAGGUUUAAGUUCAACAACUGACAUUUCCACAAUAAGUUCAACUCUUACUACUGAACCAGAAGGUUUAAGUUCAACAACUGACAUUUCAACAAUAAGUUCAACUCUUACUACUGAAUCAGAAGGUUUAAGUGCAACAACUGAUAUUUCAACAGUUAGUUCAACUCCUACUCCUGAACCAGAAGGUUUCAGUUCAACAACUGACAUUUCAAAAGAAAGUUCAGCUCUUACUCCUGAAUUUGAAAGUUUAUAUUCAACAACUGACAUUUCAACAGGAAGUUCUACUGUUAUAACUGGUACUCAAUCGAAGGAAAAUGAGAACAUUACAUGGGUAUGGAUAGUAGUGACAGUGUUGUUCGUAGCUGUGGUCAUUCUAAUAAUUGUCCUAAUUAAAUGCAGACAAGGUUUCACAAAAGGGAAAUGGCAAAGAAAUUCAUUUAGUCAACAUUCAUUCAGCAAUGCUAAUAUUAUCAGACAGUUAAGUGAUGGAUCAGUCCAUGCUGAAAAUCCCUUGUCAUUACUAGAAAUACAGGGCGGGGCAUCUCGGGAAAAUCAGGAUCUGAGAGCAAGUGUUAUAUCAAAUCCAAGAUAUGCCAGCAUAGACAAUAACAUAAAACCUGUUAGGCAUGGAAUUGACAAUGAUGGGUAUAUGGUACCAGUUUCAAAAGAGAAUCAAAAUCAGCCAGAAAAAAGGCAUGCAAAUAAUAAAAAGAAUGAAAUAAAUGGAAUAAAUGGAAAUAAAAGUCAAAACUGUGAUAGAUGUUAUACAGCUGAUAGAAAUGAUUAUUUAACUGUUGUUUCUGAAAGAUCCCAGAGGGAAAAUAUGGGACAUAUCUCCGGAACUGUAAUGGACAAAAAACAUGUUUGUCCUGGUUGUAUAAUAAAAGGAGAUGCAAGUUUUAAUGAUUCUAUAAGAACAUAUGUAUCUUUAGUUGACUCACAAAUUCAAAGGAGAAAAAGAGAUGGAGACCAAUCAACAAACACUGCAAGUCCUGCAAUAAAUGGUGUUGUUUCAGUUGACAUUCACCAACCAAAUGGACACACAAUGGAGAAUAGCGAAUAUUUGACAGUGGUCCCAGAUGAUAGUGCUAUCAAAAGAAGGGAUUUGAGAGAUUCAAUCAAAUCAACUUUAUCCCAUCAAGAGGAAAUUGAUUUUCAAAUGCCAGAAAUGACAACAGAAUUAUGAAUUAUUGAUUUUCCACAUUGUCACUUUUGUGUCAGUUUCAUUUACAUAAAUAGUAUUAUAUUAUAUAGUUUUAUCAGAGACUGUAUUAUAUGUCUCUGGUUUUAUAAUUUAGAAGAUAGAAACUCAUCAUAUGCAGACAUCAAAGAUAUGAAAUUAAUGGCAAUGUUACAGCAAUCCAACAACAAAUGAUAAGUGAAAAACAGGAAAACUCCAACAAUGAACUGAAAAAGUACACAAGAAAAUUAUUGAACAGAUAGUGUUUUUGUACUUUUGUCAGGAACAUGAAUCAAAAUAAAUGAUAGCUUUUAGAUAUAAUGCACUGAUUAUAUAAACAAAUGCACUAAAUUCUAGCAAACAAUAAUAAUUGAAUGGAAAAUUUGAUAAUGGAUGAAUUUUUUGAAACCACAAUCAGGAGUAUGCUUAUGUCCUACAUAAUACACAGACUGAGCUGCAAAGAAUAUAUACAUCAACACACAUUCUAAAUUACUUCAUGUGCUGUGUAUUUUAACUUGCAUUAUGUUCUGUACAGUCAUGUAACAAAAUGCUUAUUUUUUAUUUCA